This is a messenger RNA of Helobdella robusta, 2190 nucleotides long. RefSeq lists its product as hypothetical. The transcript has 3 exons. NCBI's taxonomy places the organism in Eukaryota, Metazoa, Annelida, Clitellata, Rhynchobdellida, Glossiphoniidae. Bases 1 to 2190 code for a protein of 729 amino acids. Gene Ontology annotation, molecular function: zinc ion binding; nucleic acid binding. The record is from RefSeq and is a predicted model, not a curated record.
AUGGCCCACAAUUUACGGUCGAAAGACAAAGGCAUGAAAGAAGGUGUUGAGGAGAUAACGUUGGAUCCCGUGCAGGCAACUCAAAUUCGGAUUAUGAUGGAAGCAGCAGAAAAGGAUGAACGACGCAGAGAACAAGCAGCUGAAAGAGCUGAAAGACGAGCAGAAGAAGCUGACAUACAGUUGAGGAGUCAGAAUAUUAAUGCUCAGCAAGGAGACCAUACUGCUAGUAUAAUCCGUAGAAUCAGUCCAAUGUUAGGAAUGUGUCCUAUGGAUCCCCGUGAAAUUGCAGCAUAUUUUCAGAGGAUCGAAGGAAUAUUUGACAGCUAUCGAGUUAGUGAGGAAUUGCGAGCAGAUCUGUUACUGGCUAAUUUGGAAACGAAGAUGAAGACAGUACUAAAUGAGAUUAAAACUGAUGAUUAUCUAAAUUAUGAAGUAAUCAAGCAACAGAUCAUACGUUAUUGUCGUUUUUGUCCGAUGAAACUCCGCUAUGAAUUCUUUUUGGCUCGGAAGGCACAUGAUGAGACAUAUCCUGCAUUUGCAUCGAGACUACAUCAAAAUCUCCGAUUCUAUUUACAAAGUCGGAAGGUUGAAACGUUGGAUCAAGCACUUUCAUUGCUAGUCGUGGACCGAAUGAAGGAAUUGUUGCCAAAAAACUUGUUGGAACUUGCAUUAGCUCAGGAAGGUGAGGAAUGGUUAACCCACGAACGUCUGGCCAAUGUUGUGGAGAUAUAUGAGGCCAACAUGAACAUGAGACUGUCUAGUAAUGUAGCCCCAGGCUAUAAACCACUCCAAACGGCUGUACGUCCCGGAACAGAUCCCAAAUGGCUCAACAAAGAGGUUGUAAAAGGAUCAAUAUCAAAGGUAGGUUGUUAUCACUGUGGUAGUCGGGGACAUCUUGCUAAAUUUUGUACCCAGAAAACAAAUCAUAACCCCAUCAAGAAGCUCAUGAAAUGCCAGGUCACUGCUAUGUCUCAGGCCACAAAGGAGUUGCAAAAACCAAGUAUUACUCCUGGGACCAUACAGGCUGAAAAAUACUUCAAAAGACCAUUUGUUCAGGUUAAAAUUCAAGCUGGUCCAACCUGUGCAGCAUUGGUAGAUAGUGGAGCAGAAGUAUGUGGAAUCUCUCCGGACUUAUGUCACAAGUUAAACAUACCCAGAGGGGUACGUUUGAGGAUCAAGGGAUGGAAUGGACCAACAACAGAAGUAGAUGGUGCAUGGGUAAUGAUGGCCUAUAACCCUAAAGAAGGCGAAAGUAUUGCCCCCGCUGUACGAGUAUGGUGUGCAGUGGUACCUAAUGCCAGCAAACAGUUAAUUAUUACACCCAAGUUGGGGAAUGAGUGCACCUUGACGUUCUACAACCCUGAUAGCCUCCAGAUACCAUGUCAGGAGAGGUGUGGACGAUCUGAUAGGCGUGAUAGUGUUGAUGCAGCCAAACGUCGUGUCAGUGAAAAUGAUGAUAAGUGUAAUGAUGAAAGCAUUGUUAGAUCACAUGAGGUUAACAAAGCUGGUACACAUACAGUUCACAACAAUAAUAGUAAUAACAAUAAAAGUAAUGUUGGACGAUAUGAAGUAGCUCACAACAGUAGCAACGACCACAGCAACGCCAGUGGUAAAUUGAUAUCUAACAACAGUGGUAGUGAAAGUACUUCCCACAAUGGCAACGACAGCAAUAGCAGCGACGACAAUAUUGGCAGUAAAGGUACUCACAACAACAAUGGUGAUAAUACGAAGAUCAAUGUUAGAUUGGAAGUAGCUUACAAUAACUACGACAUUAAUAAUGGUAAAAUAGAUGGCAGCAGUAUGUUAGAUAAGGUUGGGAAUGAACUAGUUAAUGAAAAUAAUAAUUGUAAAAUAGAUGGCAGUGGUAUUGUAGAUAUAGUUGAUGAUCAUGAGGUUGAUGAGGAGAAAGAUGAUGAAGUCAGUGGAAUUAAUAAUUGUAAUUUGAAUGCCAGCAGUGUUGAUGGUGAUGAGGAUCACGACGUUGAUGGUGAGGAGGAUGAGAAGAUGGAAUGUAAUGUUGGUAAUGUUGAUCAGGCAGAUGAUGCUGGUAACGUUGGUAAGUCGGAUGAAGCAGAUAAGGUAGAUGGUGUUGGAGAUGUGGUUCGGUCAGGGGAAGCAAGGGUUGGUAGCGAUGAUGGUCGAUUAGUCGACGAUGAAGAGGCGGAUGUUCAUGAUAAUGAUGGUGGUUAG